CUUUAACAGCCCACCAGUCCUGACCGAGGUGGGAGGGGGGUCGGGGCGGGGAGUUUCUGGUUCCUUACGUCUUGACAGCCUAGAGGUUCGAAACGCUGAUGACAAGAGAUAAGUGAACGCGAUCCCUUUGGCGUGGCAGAUCCCAGAACAACUGCGAUGAAAAGCUACUCCACAUCUCGGCGACCUUUGCAAAGGGCUUCAGAACCAAAGAAAUAACUCUACCCGGAGAAGGGCUCCCUCCUUCGCGCUGUUAACAACUGCCUCGAUAUUACUUUUCUUUUUGUUUGGGUGUGGGGGAAUCUGGAUUAUUUUCCGAGCAAAAGGAAAGUUUUAUUUGAGGGGAGAGAAAAAAAAGCUUGAAGGUUUGGAAAUAUCUUGGCGGAGACGAGACUUUUUGGCGGAUUUCGGUUUCAAGUGACUUCCUUGCUGAGAAUUGUUCUUAAAUGACGGCCGAGGUUCAGCAGCCGCCGGCUCACAGCGCGGCCCAGAGUAGUUCCAUGUCUACGGGGAUCGAGAAGCCCAACAAUCAGAGCUCUGUGAUGGAAUCAGCCACCUCCACCACCAAAACUAAGAAAACAAACGCAGGCAUACGGCGCCCGGAGAAGCCUCCGUACUCGUACAUUGCCCUGAUUGUUAUGGCCAUUCAGAGCGCACCGACCAAGCGGUUAACGUUGAGCGAAAUCUAUCAGUUCCUGCAAAGCAGAUUCCCUUUUUUCCGAGGCUCCUACCAAGGCUGGAAGAACUCGGUGCGUCACAACCUCUCCUUGAAUGAGUGCUUCAUCAAACUGCCCAAGGGUCUAGGCAGACCGGGCAAAGGGCAUUACUGGACCAUUGACCCUGCCAGCGAGUUCAUGUUUGAGGAGGGCUCUUUCAGGCGGAGACCGAGGGGCUUUCGCAGGAAGUGCCAAGCUCUGAAGCCCAUGUACAGCAUGGUGAACGGAUUGGGGUUCAACCACAUCCCAGAGACGUACAACUUCCAGGGGUCUAGAGGACCCAUCUCGUGUGCUCCAAACGGACUCUCCCUAGAUGGUAGUAUUAGCAUGAUGAAUGGACAUUUGCCAAGCAACGUGGACGGGAUGAGUUUAUCGGGACAUUCUGUCUCCCACCUCUCCUCCAACAAUGGUCAUUAUAUGGGAAGUUGUACGGGAUCAUCCGUGGGAGACUACCCCAACCACGCCGACAGCUCAGUGUCCGCGUCUCCUUUGCUGCCCGGCGGCGGAGUGAUGGACACGCACUCCAUGUACACUACCGCGGCGUCAGCCUGGGCUCCUUCAGCAUCCGCGCUCAACAACGGACCUUCUUAUAUCAAACAGCAGCCCCUCUCACCGUGCAACCCGUCGGCGAAUCUAACUUCAAACCUGCAAGCGCAUUCUCUAGACCAGUCCUAUUUACAUCAGAAUAGCCACAACGCUGCAGAUAUACAAGCAGGAAUCCCGCGAUAUCAUUCGCAGUCUCCCAGCAUGUGCGACAGGAAAGAAUUUGUCUUCUCUUUCAACGCCAUGACAUCUCCUUCAAUGCAUCCAUCAACGAAUGGAUCUUACUAUCAUCAGCAAGUGACUUACCAAGAUAUCAAACCAUGUGUAAUGUGAUACCAUAUAGAGAGAACCGAGUGGAAUAUGUUCUCCCUUGCCUUGCACUGUAAUGGUUUUCACCUGCAUCUGCAGUGCGCUCCGGUCUGUAUAAACUUUAUGUUGAUCCUUAUUUAAAGAAAUAAGUGGGUCCAGGAUUAUUGCUAGAGAAAGAUACGAUCUGUGAAGGCACUUUCAGCUCAGCGAAGCUCAAUCUAAAUAGUUACUAUUUAUUCUAAAUUUUAGCUAACCUUCAUACAGGACACUGCAUAGACUCCAAAACCAUGAACUCUGCUGGCAAUAUUUGCCUUGUAUAAACGUGUCUUUUAAUAGAAAUCAUUCUAAUUAAAAAAAAGAGCACCCUUUCCUUUUUGAUUUGAAUGUGUAUUGAGGAAAAUACAUAUUUUGUGUUUUUUGUUGCUAUUUGGAAAGAUUUGAAAGCAGUAUUGUGACACGUUUUUUAACCUAAUCUUGCGCACUGUAUGCAAUGUAAUUCACGUGGAUUUUUAGAGGAGGUGGUUUGUAUGCUUUAGUAGAUGGUGAAAAGGACGUGCGCUUUUAUCCUGCGUCUGGUCUACACCAUAUUGUAUAAUUCUGUAAAAUAAAAGUAAAGCUGGCACGCAGUUUCCGUAGCCUGAAAUGAAUAUUGUAGUUAACAGCGUGAGGGGUGUGUAGAGACCCACCACAGCCCGCUCGUGAUCUGAAACUGCGGAGCUUCAAACUUGACAUUUCAGACACGGGGGUGUAAUUUAUUUGAAAGCCUGUUCCUCUCCGAUUAUCAGUGUUAUUUAACUCUAUAAUUGUCAUGUACAUAAACAGCGAAAUCAAAAGCAACGUUUUGCAAGUGAAAAUUUCCGAGUAUUUUUAAAUGGGGUAUAAUUGUAAAAUUUAAAACACCAAUUUCAAACACAAAAAGAUGAACAAGCAAA
Molecule: messenger RNA, 2497 nt
Organism: Leucoraja erinaceus (little skate)
Lineage: Eukaryota; Metazoa; Chordata; Chondrichthyes; Rajiformes; Rajidae
Gene: foxf1
Product: forkhead box F1
Exons: 2
Coding region: 444-1589 (381 amino acids)
Biological process (GO): animal organ morphogenesis; regulation of transcription by RNA polymerase II
Cellular component (GO): nucleus
Molecular function (GO): RNA polymerase II cis-regulatory region sequence-specific DNA binding; DNA-binding transcription factor activity, RNA polymerase II-specific
Source: RefSeq, a predicted model, not a curated record